Messenger RNA from Chenopodium quinoa (quinoa), 3265 nucleotides. RefSeq lists its product as uncharacterized. The coding region runs from base 850 to 1695 and encodes 281 amino acids. Lineage: Eukaryota; Viridiplantae; Streptophyta; Magnoliopsida; Caryophyllales; Amaranthaceae. The transcript is spliced from 3 exons. The record is from RefSeq and is a predicted model, not a curated record.
AUUGGCAAAUGUAAUAUGUUGAGCAAUUUACAUGGAAAAUGCUUAAACAAAUCUGAGUUCCACAAUUACACCCCAUUUUAUAAAAUUCCCUGCAUAUGUCCAUGCCAACUUUUAUUUAUAAAUACUACGUAGGAGUUUUAUUUUUUCCGAAUCUUAGCAAAAUUGCUAUUUGUAUAUUCUAUGUAUUUGUUUUGGAGAAGAGAAGACUGCUCGACUUAAUUGAAUUAGCGGUUUCAUGCAGCUUACUUUAAAAAGAAAAAAAAAAGUUGGAAUAUUUAAUUCACAUAGACGAUAUGUCGGGAAUUAAGAUAAAAAGUAGGUUAAUUAUGGAAUUUUGGUUUCUUUUAACAGUUUUCAUGGAAACAAUAGUAAUAUCUAAUAAUUAUGGAGAACUACAAGUUAUACUUGAUUAGUCUUGACUCAUUUAAACCUCAAUCUAUCACCAACUAAAUUUUUACCACAAGUUAAAUUAGUUGGUACUAACAUGCAAGAGCGAGUCAAAAGCAUUGUCACUCAUCUAACGACCUUUGCGUGACAAAAUAUACACCUCCUAAUUCUUAACUUACCUCCAAAAAAAAAAAUAAAAAAAAAAAAUAAAAUAAAAAAAAUUGUAUUUGCCAAAGAAAGAGUAUCAGAAAGAUGAAAAGUAAAAGCAAAAAAUAAAAAAAGCUCAUCAUCAUUCAUCAUAUUACACCCCACAAUUCCAUAAUUUCCUCACUCCUUUAUACUUACUUUUAUUUACUCUCAUUUCUUGUCAUUUCUUUACCGUUACAUAUUCUCCUGCCCAAAAAACUCAACUAUCACAAAAAUUAUACUAGCUUAGCCUUAGAGUAAUUAGUGGUAGUAGAUAUGGGAGGGAAAAAGAAGAAGAGGCAAGAAACUACGUCGGCGGCGCCGUUGUCGUCAUCGUCGUCGUUAAGGUCUUCCUCCUAUCGCCGAGACUCCGGUUCUCCGGCGACAUCAACCACCAAUGUUGGGUGUAUGUCCGGGAUUUUUCAUCUCAUGUCUAAGUACCAUACUCGCCGCAAAUUCCUCACUUUUGGUAAAAAACAAGAACGUAAUAAUGCCGUUGUUCAAGCUCCCACAUCACCACCACCACCAACAAAAUCCGAAGACACCAUCAAAUGCCAACAACAAGAACAAGGCUCGUCGGGCGGAAGACUUUCGCUUGAUCAGACGCCGAGAAGCCCUGCGAUUCCGGCAGAGAUCCGACGAUCAUCAACAGACAGCUCGGUGAGCUCACCUAGGGUGGUGGCACGUUUAAUGGGACUUGAAGAUUUUCCGGCGAGAUAUCCGGCGCCGGCUACGGUGGUGUCUCCGUCGGCGGAGAAGAGGAGGAAGCUGCUGGGGGCGUUGGAGAAAUGCGAUGAGGACUUGCAGGCGUUGAAGAAGAUUAUCGAGGCGGUGCGCGCCACCCAAACGCCACCACAAGUGGUGGAGAUGAUUAGAGGAGAGGAGGCGGAGGAGGUUGAAAGUGAGGUGGGGAGUGAUGGGCCGAGUCCGGUAUCGGUGUUAGAUCACCGCCACUUGUCAUCUGGUUAUUACCAAAGAGCCCCUAAUGGCGAGCAUGAUAUUGUGGAGUAUGUCGGUAUCCCACGCCAAAGACGGCUUUUUAAUAAUGGCAAAACGAGCUUGAAGGACCCCAAAUGCGCGUUCAACGUCUUUCCUUGCAGCUUCCUGGUGUUUUGCGAAUAAACGAUCCUGACGAGUUUGUGGACUCGUAAUGGAUUUCACAAAAGAAGCCCAUCUAGGGUAGAUUCCAUCAGUAAGAUAAUACCCAUUCGUAUAAUGAUGACCAUUGACUACGAAGUUCACAGGAGGUGUUCGACCCUCUAAGAUGUCUUCGAACACAGGGGAUCGAUGAAGCACAUUAAUAUCGUUGCAGCUACCUGGCAUCCCAAAGAACGAAUGCCAUAUCCAUAGAUCUCUGUCCGCAACUGCCUCCAGUACGAGAGUUGCAACUCCUUCUCUUCCUUGAUACUGCCCCUUCCAUGCGUGUGGACAGUUCUUCCACUCCCAGUGCAUACAAUCAAUGCUGCCUAUCAUGCCAGGAAAUCCACGUUCUUCCCCAAUACGUAGCAAUCUUUCCAUAUCUGCGAUGUUUGGACGGCGUAGGUACUGAUCACCGAACAGGUUGAUGACACCUUCUGUAAACUUUUGGAGUGCCAAUCGUGAAGUUGCCUCACUUAUACGGACAUACUCAUCACAAGCGUCUGAAGCACACCCGUAAGCUAGUUGUCUAACGGCCGCAGUGCACUUUUGAAGUGGAGACAAACCAAGACGAUCUGCCGCAUCUCGCCUUUGUUGAAACCAGGGGUCAUGUUGGGUCACUGCGUUGAGAAGGCGCUCAAACACAUGUUUACGCAUUCGAAACCGGCGCCGGAACAAGGAACUUGGAUAAACUGGGACUUUCGCGAAAUAGUCAUUGUAUAACCGUGCAUGACCUUCUUCGCGUCCCCUAUCCUUUCAGGGCUCAGUAGAUUUGCGUCGACGUUGCUGAGUGGCAGCUUGAAUAAUUGGUGGAAUGUACUCAUGCAUUACGUGUUGUAUCAUAAGACACACUUCAUUACGUUGUUGAACUCUAAGCUCCCUUCCCUCAUCAUCCGAGUUAGAUGAAGAUGAAGAGGAAUCGGUUGAGCUUUCGUUUAAACUGUUUGAAUUCAUUUUGUACGUAAGAAAUGUAAGAUAGAGUGAGGUUUGCUAAUAGUAACUGCAAACGAUUUAUGUGUUUGUGUGUAAAAAAAAUGAAAGAAUGGUGUUUAUUUAUAGUGAACUAAUUUGUAAUUCUUCUUCAGAAAUAACUGAAUAUAAAGAGACAAAGAUCACAUGGGCUAUGACAAACAAUGAAUUACAACCACACAGAAAUUGAAUGGAGAAGAAGGGUUUCACAUGGGCUAUGACCAACACUGGAUUAGAACCACACAGAAAUUGAAUGGAGAAGAAGGGUUUCACAUGGGCUAACAAAGGGGAAAUUAAGAUACUGACACAAUUAUAUAUAAAGAGACAAAUUGAUAUAAUUGAAUAAACAGAAUAAGAUCACAUGGGCUAUGAAAAUGGGAAAUUUGGUGGAUUAUUUGGGAAACUUGACUGGGGUAUUUGAGGAUAAACUCCAGAAAAAUUAUGGGGAAUAUUUGUGGGUGUUUGUGAAAAAUUUGGGUGAAUUGGAGGAAAAUUGGCUUGAUUCGGGAUCAUAUUUUGACCCAAAUUUUUUUUCUUCUUUCUAUUUGUUUUGGGGUUGGUAUUAGCAUCCAUAAUUAUAAUUUAU